Messenger RNA from Petromyzon marinus (sea lamprey), 4740 nucleotides. RefSeq names its product protein 4.1-like. The record is from RefSeq and is a predicted model, not a curated record. NCBI's taxonomy places the organism in Eukaryota, Metazoa, Chordata, Hyperoartia, Petromyzontiformes, Petromyzontidae. Gene Ontology annotation, molecular function: structural molecule activity; actin binding. Gene Ontology annotation, biological process: cortical actin cytoskeleton organization; actomyosin structure organization. Gene Ontology annotation, cellular component: cytoskeleton; plasma membrane.
GUGUGGGGGGUGGGCUGUGAUCGUUAAUAAAGUGGACCUCGGCAGCCUUCGGAGCUCAGUCCGCGCCCGGGAGAGCGCGGAGCAAGGCAACGGGAGUCGACGUUGCUUAAGACUGUCAUCGUCGUCGUCAAUCAAUCAUAGCGCACGGAGGGGCCUUCAUCAGGCAUGGCUAGCGGGGUUGGGGCCGGUGCCACCACGGGCGAGGAAGCUGCUGUCGACAAGAAGGCGCCCGAGAUGGCAGACGGCGCAGCGCCGGCCCACUCCAACGCCACUGGGAACGGCAAGGAGGAGAAGGUGCUGGACGGGGAGAGGCUGUCGAAGGGAGACCAGGGAUCGGCCAAGAGCACCCCGAGCAAGGGCGGCAAGUCCCCGGCACGCGGCUCGCGCAGGCAGUGCACGGUGCCCUGCUCUGUCAGCCUGCUUGACGGAUCCGUGUUCCCGUGCGACGUCGACAAACAAGCUAAAGGGCAGGUCCUGUUUGACCUUGUGUGUGAGCACCUCAACCUGCUGGAGAAGGAUUACUUUGGACUCAACUACCGUGACAAUACAGAGCAGAAGGAGGAACCCUGUCUUGUGAUAUUUCAGAAUUGGCUGGAUCCAAACAAGGAGAUUAAAAGGCAGGUGCGAGCAGGAGCCUGGACGUUCAUCUUCAACACCAAGUUCUACCCUCCAGACCCUGCGCAGCUGACUGAGGAUAUCACCAGGUACUAUAUUUGCCUGCAGUUGCGCGAGGACGUGGCGAGCGGGCGGCUGCCCUGCUCGUUCGUCACACACGCCGUGCUGGGCUCGUACGCGCUGCAGGCGGAGCUGGGCGACCACGAGCCAGACGAGCACGGCCCCGGCUACGCUUCUGAGUUCCGCUUCGCGCCCAACCAGACGCCCGAGCUGGAGGACAAGGUCGUGGAGCUGCACAAGACGCACAGGAAUAUGACUCCUGCAGAAGCUGACCUGCACUUUCUGGAGAAUGCUAAGAAGCUGUCUAUGUACGGGGUGGACCUGCACCAUGCCCGGGACUCGGAGGGCUUGGACAUCAUGCUGGGCGUUUGCGCCAACGGGCUGCUCAUCUACCGGGACCGCCUGCGCAUAAACCGCUUUGCCUGGCCCAAGAUCCUCAAGAUCUCAUACAAACGCACCAACUUCUACAUCAAGAUCCGGCCGGGCGAGUUUGAACAGUUUGAGAGCACCAUCGGAUUUAAACUCCCAACGCACAGAGCUGCCAAACGGUUGUGGAAGACCUGCAUUGAGCACCACGCUUUCUUCCGGUUGGUGUCGGCCGACCCCCAGCCCAAGUCGCGCAUCUUCACGCUGGGCUCGCGCUUCCGCUACAGCGGCCGCACGCAGGCCGAGACGCGGCAGAUGAGCGCCGCCAUUGACCGCCCCGCGCCCGCGUUCCAGCGCUCGUCGAGCAAGCGAAAGACGAGCACGCGCAGCCUGGACCGCGCGCCCAUGGUGAGCGACCACGAAAAGGUGUCGCUGGACGGCGCGGCCGCUCGCGAUCUGCAGCCGCCCUCCGUAGGCUCCAACGGUGCCGCGAAGGUGGAGGCCCUCCCCAAGGCCUCCGCGGAACCCCACGAGGCCCCCCGCUCCGCCGUCGACAAACAGCGGCGGCAAGGUGACGACGGAGCGAGGGCCGCUAAGGUUCCCAGCGGCAGCAGCAAGGGGGGCGGCUCGGUGGCUAUGGCAACGCCCGAGGAUGGAACCACGCCCAACGACCAGACGAGCACGGAGGGGGAGGGGGAGAGAGCCGGCAGCAGCCAGACGCCCCCCACGGGGAGAGAGAACCAUCCCAGCAGAAGAGUGGCAGGUGAAAAUGUGUUUGUUAGGCAUAGCAGGCUCAUGCUGGAGGGCCUCGACGAGAAGCCGGAGCACGCCGUGCGGCACCAGGCCAACCUGGCGGAGCUCAAGCGCUCUUUCCUGGGCGCCCCGCAGACUGCGGACGCCGACUGGAACAAGCGAUUCUCCGGCGAGGGCGGAGUCCCCGCCACGGCUGACCCGGCCGCCAAACAGUCCAACGGCGACACCGCACCACCGGGAGGUCCGCUUGCCAACGGCACCGAGGCCAAGCCGGAGCAGCCACCUGUGGUUCAGACUGAGACCAUGAGCUUCAACUCGGCCGCCCCGGCCUCCGGUACAGAGAUUACCACCCGUGAUGUGCCGAUUGUCGCCACGGAAACGAAAACUAUCACCUACGAGGCUCCACAGGAUAUUGUUGAAAAUGAUGGGCAGCCAGGGCUGCUGAUGAGCGCACAGACCAUCACGUCCGAGACCUCCAGCUCCACAAUGACUACACAUAUCACCAAGACUGUGAAAGACGGCAUCUCAGAGACGCGCAUCGAGAAGAGAAUUGUGAUCAGCGGCGACUCGGACCUUGACCACGACCAGGCCUUAGCCCAAGCGAUCAAGGAGGCCAAAGAGCAGCAUCCAGACAUGGCAGUGACUCGCGUAGUCGUGCACAAAGAGACGGAGGUUCUGGCCACCGCGGACCACGAGUGAACAGCACUGGAAAACAUACGUCCCAUCGUACGUUGUGCAUGUGAAACACCACGCGCCGUCUCACCCUGUGAACCGCGCAUGCCCCGCUACGCCGAAUACUUGCACACAUUAGUGCGGUGGUGCACGCAAACACGAUGUGUGACGCACGCUCCCAAACGCCACGCCAUUCCUCAAACCCGGCAUUCGUUGGAUGAGAUCGAUUCUUACGCUCGCAAUGCAUGCGUGCGAUUGGUUGCGCAAGUAAGACAUCUUUUUUUUUGAGCUCUGGAAAUGUUUGCUCACGCAUAGUGGAAUGGUUGAAAUGGAACGAAACAAAACAUUGAGGGACAAUAUGGACAAGGUGGAGAGGACUAACAGAUCAAAACAGACUACAUAUGAAUGAGUUGCCCUUAUGCCUCGGAUUUCAGGACGAGGAAGAUGUAUUUGAAUCGGUCAAACAUUUUUGCAGCCUUCCAAACUCUUACAAACUGAUGUCUAAAUAAAAAAAAGAUGUAGAAAUUAUAAAGGCCAUGUACCAAUCGAUUAUAGCUACUCGAAUUAUGUAGGGAAAGCAACACCUUAAAUAGGCCUCUUUAACCCACCCAGAACCACAUGCCCAGGAGAAACCACACACACACACAAUCCCUGCCCCACAUGGCAAGAGCCACUCAUUACAAUAUUUCGCUGUGUAUCUCAAACAAAAACGGCACAUCCUAGAGUUGUCGUGAACCACAUAGGCCAUCCUUGAAUUACAGUCAAAUCACGCGCUUAAAUUGGAUGGUUCAUUACACCACAUCCACGUUCGGUGGUUAUUGUACACACGUCAAAAGUUAUUUCUUCUUCUUGUGUCCACAGGCAGACGUGGGAAAGUGUGGCUUGUACUGAACAAACCUCGCUCGUCUGCAGUUUGCAGAGGUGCUUGAGGAGCGUACAGAACAAACCCGAAUGGGUUGUCCCUUUUUUUUAUUCUUUAAUAUAUUACAUCGUCAUGAUCCCGCCACCGAUAGUGACAGUCACGGGGGAGGGGGAUAAGCACCUUGUAAACGCAAAGCCAAGAGAGCAACGGAUCCGAUGCAAGCUUACACACGCAGGCAGCCAGGGGCGUAACUUACUCUGUGAUUCAGGUGAAAAGACCCGCCCAUGUAAAGUCGACGGAACGUUUUUUACUCUCAGAUUAAUGUGCACUUAACGUUGAAAAAUUUGGACACGUUUGAAGUUCAACGUAAACAGUUAUUGGGGGACAAAUGGCACUCGCAAUAUCUUUGUGUAAACUUGACAGACUCCCUUGACUGGAUUUUCCAUUUUGGAGACUUAUUUAAGUUAAAUAGAUGGGUGUCGCACAGUGCGGGUCUCCGUGCCGAAAAUGGAAAAUGCUUCGAGGCAAAUUUCAGUAAGUGAACGCAGAUCUGUGAAUUUCGAUGAAAGUUGUCCAAAAAAACACCAGAGGCAGGGCCAUAUGAGGACUCUCAAUCAGUUUGUUUUCGAUAAUAAGCAAGGGCAUAAAAAUCUGUCAAUGGCCCAACUAAAUCACUAAACUCUGUUAAAGUCUGUGACCUUUACAGUUUCCCACAUCCUAGAUAAUUCGCCAUCCCUACAAGUCUCAAACAUGAGCUUCAGCGGGGGGGGGGGGGGGGGGGCGUUCCAGCAUUAAAUGUUUUCAGUCGUUUAUUCCCGGAACAUUUCGAUUAAUGUUUCUCGUAGACGCAAGUACACCGGGUUACCAAGUGCGGUGGUUGACUGCAGUUAACUCCCCCCCCCCCCCUCUCUCCAGCCUUCUUCAGUAAUGGAUGGAAGAACUUUCCUUUUCACCCCGCGCACACAUCUGUUUUAUGUCGGUAGUGCCAAUAGCAUGGGAAGCGCACUAGAUAUGUAAUGAUGACUAGUUUUUUUUUUAAUAACACAUUCUGAAGCGCAUUUCCUUCGGUGAAUUUGCACUCAUUCUGUCUUGGUUUUUUUUUUGUGCUACCUAUUUAUGUCUAAGUUGGUCAAUGUUUUUUUUUAAACUGCACAUUUUAAACCUGUGAUGAAGACUAACUUACUUUCGUUGUACAACUUAUGUAUUUUUCUUUUUGUACUUUGUUUUCUCUUGAGACGUGAACAAAGACUGUUCCCUUCACCAGAAUUGACAAAUCCCACAGUAGCAUCGGUGUGUCUUGCCAGACUCUGACAUCUUGUGAAGUUGAAUCUUAUACAUGUAAAAUGUUACAGCUGCAAGCCAGGAAUUUGCACCUGUUAAGAAUAAUAAAAGCGGAAUUUAAAAAAAAAAAA